ACUGAAUGAGGCUGUGAAGUCUGAUCCCGGGCCUGCGUGAACUCGCACCAAUUUAGGCGUGGAUUUCCCUUGUAUACUUCUGUAAGCCCCCACCAAAGCACUUGAUUGGUACGAUCCAGGUAAAUUUCUUUUUUUUUUAUUGCUGGCCCCUACCUGCUUAGUCUACAUGGUCAUAAGGCUAGAAAGAAUUUUAUACAUAUCUUUUGUCACUUGCCAUUGUCGAGGGGAAUGCGAGAGUUAGAAAAGACGUCCUUGAAAUGCUGCUCUGAACCGAUCAGCAUACGACAGUAUCGAGUUGUCGAGCCCCCGUUUCCUUAUCCAGAUGGACAUGGCGCCGAUGAAGACCGCCACAGCGACAGAUCCGAUGGUUCGCCGGUGGCUCCAGAUAAACCCAAUGAACUUCUGCUUGUUCUCCUCGCGGCGGAGCUGGUGUGUUUGUUGAUAGAAUAGUUCGACGGCCGCUUUGAUGGACUGUUUCCUAGAGACAUCCCGAGAAGUUUUCAGCACACUGCAUCCCGGGAUCUUCCUCCAUACCCCCGCCGGCAGUGACUCGGGUGGAUGAUCAUGGAACAGCUGUACGGCUCGGGAUAUGAGAGUUUCAAGGUCCAGCGGGAUGGGUAGUUUGGACAGCUUAAAAUGCAGCAUUUCCGGUUCGUCGAGGGGAAUUUCCAGAAGCUCCUUUCUGCGGGAAAGAACAAUAGCCGCAUAGAGAUAUAUGGAGACAACAGGCUCCCAAGCCAAUAAGAAGUCGAAGAGCCGUGCAAUAUCACUAUACUCCUGGAUAUCGUGGGCAUACAAGGUGAGAGUCGCUGAAAGUGCGAAGAAUGGCCGCGUGCCCGACAGCCGAAUGCUCAGGUCUGCGUCCGCUGAUGCGAUAAUCGCGGGGAUGAGCUGUAGAUGCUUCACUGCCGGUGCAAGUGAAGGUAACAUGUAGUCUCUGAGACGUAGCAGAGACAACUGGGCGACAGCCUGUGUAGAUUGGCUUUCACCAAGAACUAAUAACAAGACUUGCACAAUGUCGUGGAAGCCUUGAAAAUAGCACAGCAUGGGGUAGUUCCGCAGCACUCGCUUGAUUACGCGCGAUAACUUGGUCUUCUUCGAUGAGAGCUCUUGCUCAGAGCCUGUUCGCUCUAAGUUAGUAGUGGAAGUAAAGGUUGCGGAGAGAGAAACUUGCAAUCGGGAUAGUACACAAAUGAGCGAUUCACGUCUAGCUGAACUUGUUCUUCAUCGCCAUGUGGCGGCAUGUCGUCUUCGGGAGAAAGCUCAUCUCUAUGCGCGUGUUUAUCGAAAGGCUAUUUGUCUAAGAUCAUCUUGAAGGAAGCCACCCUCUGAUGUAGCGAGAGUUAUUAAGGUGUCUAUAUCGCGAGUGUCGCAUGCCAGCCGGAUAGCAUUGAUUUUCUCGUCGUUACGAGCUGAUUGCUCUUUAGAGCCGUGCUCAACGACUUCAGCUGUGAGGUUCUUUUCAGACUCUGAGAAGGCGGUUUCUGCCUGGUGGCUGCUGGGAGUAUCUGCCAUUUCCAAACUUGGCGCAGUAGUGUUGUUCGAGCAGGCCGCCUAGUUCAAGAAAGGUAAGAGUAUACUUGAAAGAUGUGAUAGCUCCUUUGCCGGCCAAAUAAGACUUUCGAAUAGUUUUCUGCCUGUCACAUUUGAAGAAAUGCCGGGUUACUCAUGGGCAAGGUUCCAUAUAGGAUGCGGCUCAUAACGUGCCCAGAAACCGCUGAUGUUAAGAACUCCGAGUUUAAGCUGACAGGGCACUCCAAGAAGCAGCAAACAGCGGAUGGACGUUCAUCAGGCAAAGCCACUUCUGGCUGCCUGAGGCUCACAGCGGCGGCCCUGUCACCCGUGAUUCGCCGACGUGAUUUCUCCGGUCGGCGCUGAGUCAGCCGUACAGACAGGCAUCAGUGAGCUUCAUCCAUUCGAUCAUCCCACCAGCCCCUCCGAAGGGUUCUUUGGAGUACCAAGAACUGGUCUACAGCUCCAAAGCACUGCUGAACGACCAUGAUAUGAUGUACCCCGAGACAACACAGGUACACUGCCUCACUCGCUGCUUGAAAAUCGCUCGAUCCGAAGCUGCGUGGUGAAAUCAUAGAAAUUCCUUAGCAACACCCGGACCCUAUCCACCUGCACUCAACUUGGCAGUCAUGCUUGGUUGGUCUCUUCGCCAGCUUCAUAUAGCUCCAAGUCCACCUUUAGACCUGGUACAGCAGUGUUGGAGAAACCUCUAACAGCAUUCCUGUAAGGCACCGUCGUACCAGAACCCAACCCACUCCCCACGGGUCUCUCCCUUAGUGUGAGGGUAUUCUUCGCUCGUGGCGAUAGGAGCUCUGAAUGGCUCUGCUGUCUACCUACUCUCCUCGCCACACACAGCAAUCAUGAGACCCGUCUUUCUUCCAUUCAUCCAAGCAUGACGAGCACAUAUUACCCCAGCUUCUAACGCUUCGCCAUUGUAUUAGUCUUGAUCCUAUUUUUUUAUCUGUGAUUCCUUCAUCCGGACCUCACUUUUUGACCACUUCCUUUUCGAUUGUACUUGUACUUGCUGUUCGACCUUUUAUUCGAUAGAGGAGAUGAAGCGAGAAGUGCCUCUCUUCAAUGAUCUAUUGAAAUCGCAUUUUUUUUACCGAUACACGCUCGUCUUCGUUACUCUGACACAGACGACACUGCCUUGAAGUGUCCUCCAGCACCAGUCAUGGCCAGCCUAAGGAAUUCCCAGGACCCAGAAUCGGGCCACUCAAAUCCUGCUGCAAGGCAGUCUAUUGGAAGAAGCGAUAUGGACAUCGAUUCGGGGCCAUCAUCCAGCAAGACGAGGAUUGGGCUCCUCACCCACACCUUGGUUCCCAGCCCAAUAAUCCAGUGGAUUUUACCGGCACGCCUAAGAAGCAAGUAUCAGAAUGAUGUCGUAUUUGUUGGUGAACGGAGCUUGCAAAUCAAGGAGGCCAUCUCGGGGACACACCUAGAGGAAGUCACUUCGAAGUCUGACUUUGAUGCCUACAUUACCGCCGCGAAGGUGAUCAACAUCAGUACAGAACUACCCUGGGAAACCCAAAUGAAGCUUGGGUCCAGCAACGCAAAUCCCAACCUAGAGUUACAAAAGGAUCUUCUCCCCUCCCAGAUAAUGGUUCUAAGUUUGGCAUCCAAGGAGCUGGUUUUCCUCUAUUACUCAAGUAUCGCUGGCCAAUUCAUCCAUUACCACCGCCCGUUGCCAAGCGACGUCAGUACUUUUGAGCGAUUUGGCCGAAACAUCGCUGUUGAGCCGAGGUCUAGGGCAGUUGCUGUCAGCGCUACUUGCGGCUACUUUGCCGUGUUCAUUUUAAAAGCGCCGUCUGUUGUGGAAGGCCAGAUGUCCGAAAACCAGCUUGAUCCUGUGGCAGAGGAACGAUUCUUUCGCGUAGAAGGUGAUAUCAUCUUUAUGGAAUUCCUUUACCCGAGGCCUGAAGAUGGUGAUAAGAUGAUUCUUCUGCUGCUGGUGUCCCAUGGAAAGACAACACACGCUGUGUGCUAUGAAUGGAAUGCCCGUCAAGCUCUACAACAAGCUCAUCCACGCAUCACAAAGAAGGAAUUGCCACCCGAGGACAGACUACCCACCAUGCUCAUCCCGUUAACGAAGGCCUCGUCUUUCAUGUUGGUCACAACGACAUCGAUGACCGUCUAUAAAAACAAACUCGACUCCCGAAUAGACCCUACUAAAUACCCGCUCACAGUUUCUGGGCGGGAACCCCAGAAGUCUCCGCUCUGGACGCGGUGGGCAAGACCACUGCGCUAUCGGGUGUACAACCAAAAGCACGACGAUAUCUACCUUUGCCGCGAGGAUGGAGCGGUGUGCUACCUAGACAUUGGCCAUGAAGGUCAAAUUGACAAUCAAGCACAGCUUGGGCGCUUGCAUUGCGAUGUUGAUGCGGCGUUUGAUAUAUUGGAUAUUGGUUAUGAAGGUAGUGAUCUCCUCCUGGCCGCUGGGAACACCGGAGAUGGUGGUUUGUUUGUUCUCACAGCUCGAGAACAACCUAAAUGCGUCCAAAAGUUCAUGAACUGGUCCCCAGUCACGGAUUCUGUCCUCGUUAAACCACCCUUAAGCCCGAAAGCAAAGACAGAUGAUGUUACUGGUGAUCGGUUAUUUGUUUGCUCUGCCUCUUCCUUUGGUGCGGGGGCAGUUGUUGAACUUCGGCAUGGCAUCGAAGCGCAGAUCGGCCUAUUGAUAUCCCUGGAAGAACUCUCCGGCGCCGGAGAUAUAUGGAUUUUGCCGGACAGCACAAACGGGGGCGUCUUUAUGUUGACAUCCGACCCUAUUUCUUCGACCGUACUUUACCUUCCGGCUAAUUUUGACGAAGAAAUAUCUGCGAUCGAUGAAGCCGACUGUGGACUGGACUUGAAUGCACCGACUCUGGCAGCAGGUUAUAUGGACUCGGGUUCUCUAAUUCAAGUCACCGACAACGCCAUUCUCGUUGGAGGAACAGCAGAGUCGCGGUCCAAUCUCCGAUGGGACUUCGAUAUUGGUCAGAGCGUGACGGCUGCUGCCGUUCAUGGCCCAGAAUCGCUGGUUGUGGCUGCUGUUCGGACUCAUCAAGAUAUACUCAUCCACGUGAAGAAACUUGAUAUAGUAGGAGCCCAUACCAACUUGUCGAAUGCUGUUUCGCCCUUCGCGAUCGAUUGCGAACCGAUUUGCAUGUUGAUUGAGAAUCUUCCCGUCGGCAUUCUUAUCUUUAUAGGUACCGGUGAUGGCAGGCUUCUGGUUUAUCGUCUUGGCGAUGGUGCGCAGCGUCUUCUCGAUGUCGCCGUCACGAUUGAAGAUGAUGACGAUUUAUCUAAGGCUAUCAACGGUCUCGCAAUUCUUACGCACGCGUCAAAGAACAAUUUCAGGAGUGCUACCCUCCUCUGCGGCUUGCGAAGCGGCUUCUUGGUCAUGUUCAGUAUCACAAUGAGUAUAGAUAGAGCCGAGUCUCCCAUCGAUAUACGCCAAACGGCGCUCCGACACCUAGGAUUCACUUCCGUCAAUGUGCAGGGUACUGGAGGCAUUGUACUAUUAACUUGUGGAAAUGGGUUUUGGCAAGCAGCGUGCUCACCCGGGGAUGAUGCCUCAGACUGCACUGUCCAAAGGAUAUGGAUUACCGAUCAGAACAAUCCCGCCUAUUGUCCGAAAAUUAUUCAAAGCUUUGCCAUGAUGGGUACUGCCGCUGCUGGUGACAAGGGUCUCUCCGGGAGCCUGUUCUGUAUCGCGGACGGGCAGCUAAUGGCAUGCACCUUAGACAGCACUGUGAAGCCAGUUCCUCGAAGAAUCAGCCUACCUGGGAGUGCAAAUAGACUAGCAUAUUCCCAGCAUCUAAAGUGCCUGGUGGUGUCCUACACUCAAACCGUGCUUGAAACUGAUACGGAUCCUGUCAAGCGCUAUACCCGGCCGCAUAUUGAGUUUCUCGACCCCGACGUACAGUACCCGCUUGAUGACUCUAUUGAAGAAACUCAGGCGCCGAAAAGCAAGCCUUGGAGACCGCAAGGCGCAGCUGGGGAGAAAAUAAGUUGUAUCCUAGAGUGGACUCCCAAAAAAGGCGACGAGGAGUAUCAUUUCAUCGUGAUUGGGACCGCACGCCGCAACCAGCCAGACCGUGGUCGGGUUAUCUUCCUUCAAGCUUCUCGUGACGCGUUGUCGGUUUCUCAAAUCGAGUGUUCGGUCAAAUACAUCCACAAGUUCGACGGCCCCGUCUAUUCCAUCGUCCCCUACGGCGAUUUCACAUUGAUGGUAGCAACCGGCAAUGAGAUCGUAGCGCUAGAACCCAAAUUCGCACAGUCUCGUCGAGCCCGUUCUGCAAGAUUCACCGUCUUAUCCCCCGCUGUUUCAAUGUCCUCGCAUGAGCCAUACGUUUACUUGUCAUUGGCGAGAGAGUCCCUCCUCAUUCUGAAAACGACAGAAGACAAGCUCGCUCUCCACGCGUACGAUCGCCAGAAACACGAUGGCCUCUCCCACAUCCACAUCGGCGGCGACCGCAACCUCACCCUCGCCUCCAGCAGAGGCGGGCGCGUCAGCCUGUUCACAGAAAAUGGAAUCACCGAAGCCAACAAAAUGAUACCAGCGGCAUUAUGCGAAGCACAUCUCCCCUCCUCCGUGAUGAAACUCAGCUCCAGCUCCAGGUCGUCCUUCCUUUCCUCGCGCUCGCACCCGCAGACGUUCUUCGGCACAGCGAUGAACGGCACUGUCUACCGAUUCUUAAUCCUCGAGGAGAAAGAGUGGCGCCUGCUACGACUUUUGCAGGAUCUCUGUAUUCGCGAUCCUACCAUCUGUCCGUUUACACCGAGGAGGAAGAGGCUGCGGAAUCCUGUGGGCCAUGAGCCGCUUGAGUUUCAGCCUUCGCAUAUGCAUAUUGAUGGGGAUAUAUUGAGUCGGCUUGCUAUGCGGGACUCGAGUUAUCUGGCGGGAAUGUUGGAUGGGGACGAAGAGAGGCAUACCAGGUCUGCACAGGCUGUUGUCAAGCAAUUUACCGAGCGGGCUCGAGAUGUUCUUGGAGAGCCUUCGAGCCCGAUCGAGGCAGUUAUGAGGUGGUUGAAGAGAGUGUUCCAUGUAGAGUUAUAGUCCAAUCUGUUUUGAGGAUUCUGUAUAGCUGUUGAAAUCCACCCUCCGUCAGUUAUGUAUUCAAUCAAGUACUGUGUAUCUACGAAUAAGCAAUAUCAAAAUAUAAGUAAUAACAAAAAAAAUUCCAUGUCCUAGUAGACUCAAUAUGUCGACCAGUAUACUCGGGGUAAGAAAGCGCUGCAGCGGCUUAACAAAUCGG
This is a messenger RNA of Aspergillus calidoustus, 6752 nucleotides long. NCBI's taxonomy places the organism in Eukaryota, Fungi, Ascomycota, Eurotiomycetes, Eurotiales, Aspergillaceae. The record is from the annotation of a GenBank genome assembly.